This is a messenger RNA of Stereum hirsutum FP-91666 SS1, 1168 nucleotides long. RefSeq names its product alpha/beta-hydrolase. The record is from RefSeq and is a predicted model, not a curated record. Bases 5 to 880 code for a protein of 291 amino acids. Lineage: Eukaryota; Fungi; Basidiomycota; Agaricomycetes; Russulales; Stereaceae. The transcript has 5 exons.
AAUCAUGCCUGCUCCCUCCACAGUAAAGCUCCUCCGUUCGAAGGACAGCACAUUGAUAUUUGCAGAGGCCACGGGAGAUUAUUCAAACCCUCACGUCGUCCUACUUGCCGGAUUAACCUUGAGUGGCUGCGCUUUCGAUGAUUUCUGCUCGGACCAGCGUCUCCUCGAUGCGUUGUAUAUCGUUCGCUAUGAUAUCCGGGGCCACGCCAGGAGCGGCCAACCUAACACACCAGAGGCAUACGAGUCGAAGAGGUUUGCGGAAGACUUCGAGGCUGUCGUGGAUGCUUUCGAGUUGAAAAGGCCGAUCUUGGCUGGAUGGAGUAUGGGCGCUGCCGUUGCUACCGACGUCUGCGCUCAUUUGCCUCCAUCCACCCUCUCGGGAAUAAUCUAUCUCGCCGGAGUCCCAAGUACCGGCCUCGAAAUCGCCCAAAUGGCCGCCCCACCCCUCAUGGACGCACUCCCCGGCCUCAUAUCCACCGACGCCGUCUGGGCCUUCCGAUCCUCUGCUCUGAUCUUCACCGAGAAGCUUUUCGCCAACCCGCAGGACGUUCCGUACGCCCUCAAAUGCAUGUACUUGGGACAUAGCUUAUCCCCCGAGAUAAUGGGGCUGAGUUUGGCUAGGCAGAUGGAAGUAGAAAAUUUAUGGAAGGCAGGAGGAGAGGGAUUGCCGCUUCUUUCGAUCCAGGGGACUGAAGAUCAACAUAGGAAGGGUGCGCAGAAGGAUGUGGAUGAGAUGAUGAAGCCUCACUUCAAGGACUACGAGAUGGUUUGGUUGAACGGUCGAGGACAUGCAUUGUAUUAUGAAGCUCCGGACGAGAUCGUGGACUUGAUGAUCCGUUUCGCGAAGAGGGUGGGCGGCAAAGAUUACUACACAGCCUAGGUCUGAAGGAGAAGUAUUCUCCUCGACGUUCCCUACCCUGAAUGAAGACUGAUUGGGAUAUAGUUCUUUGUCGUGUCGUAUUCAGUCGACUCAUACCAAUCGCCUUCCUUAGCGUCUCUCAGAUGUCUGACAGCAUGUCUGGUCAAACAGACCGUACCCUCAGAGACUAAGCAAGACGGACAACAUCUCCGUUGCGUACCUAUACCGCGAAACAUUUGUGCCGUCAUCUUUACGCAGCUGACACGACCCUCAGCCAAGAGUUUACUGAGUCACUCGGACUGCUGUUUC